AUCUAUCCUCUCUCUUUCUCUCUCACCUCAGAUAAUGAACUAAAGAUUUCUCUGAAAGCUGACUUCAAAAGCUUUUUCUGAAGAAAGAAGAAAACAAGCUGAUCUUUAAUUGAUAUUUUAUUUAUUUAUAUGUAAAUUUAAAGGAUGGGGAGACAUUCAUGCUGUUAUAAACAGAAGCUGAGGAAAGGACUUUGGUCUCCUGAAGAAGACGAGAAGCUUCUUAGGUACAUCACCAAGUACGGCCAUGGCUGUUGGAGCUCUGUCCCUAAACAAGCUGGUUUGCAGAGAUGUGGAAAGAGCUGUAGAUUAAGAUGGAUAAAUUAUCUACGACCAGAUUUGAAGCGAGGAGCAUUUUCACCGGAUGAAGAAAAUCUCAUUAUUGAACUCCAUGCCGUUCUUGGAAAUAGGUGGUCUCAGAUUGCUGCACAGCUUCCUGGUAGAACCGACAAUGAAAUCAAGAACCUGUGGAAUUCUUGCUUGAAGAAGAAACUCAGGCUGAGAGGGAUUGACCCGGUUACACACAAGCUCUUAACCGAAAUCGAGACCGGUACAGAUGACAAAACCAACCCGGUUGAGAAGAGUCAGCAGAGCUACCUCGCUGAGACAGAAGGCUCCUCUAGUACUACCACUGGCAGUACUAACCAAAACAACAACAACACUGAUCAUCUUUAUACCGGAAAUUUCGGUUUCCAACGGUUAAGUUUAGACACCGGCUCAAGAAUACCGACCGGUUCAGACCUCGGCAUAUGGAUUCCCCGAACCGGAAGAAAUCAUCAUCAUCAUGUUGAUAUCAGCGCUGAUACCGUCCCUAGUGCAGUGGUGCUACCCGGUUCAAUGUUCUCGUCCGGUUUAAUCGGUUCGACAACCACUUACAGAUCCUCCAAUCUCGGUUUAAUCGAAUUGGAAAACUCAUUCUCAACCGGGCCAAUGAUUACAGAGCAGCAACUUCAAGAGAGUAAUUACAACAAUUCGACAUUCUUUGGAACUGGAAAUCUGAAUUGGGGAUUAACAAUGGAGGAACAUCCAUUCACAAUAGCGAAUAAUUCUUUACAGAAUCAUUCAAAUUCGUCGUUAUACAGUGAAAUCAAAUCGGAGACCAAUUUUUUUGGUACGGAGGCUACAAAUGUUGGUAUGUGGCCAUGUAACCAGCUUCAGCCUCAGCAACAUGCAUAUGGCCAUAUAUAAUCCUCGUGUAUAUCAUAAGGUGUGUGAAUCUUCUUUUUCUUCUUCAUGUUUUUUUCUUCUUUUUCAAAAAUUGAACUAAAUAUAUGGUUGUGUAUAUAGAGUUUGUGUUAUAUAUCAUUUAAUUUAACAGUAUUGUUUUUACAUUUUUCCUUUUUUAUUUGAUGUAAUUUGUCAAGAAAAGUUUUACUGGACUUUGAGAUUUUGCUUCUCUAUUGCU
Molecule: messenger RNA, 1402 nt
Organism: Eutrema salsugineum
Lineage: Eukaryota; Viridiplantae; Streptophyta; Magnoliopsida; Brassicales; Brassicaceae
Product: transcription factor MYB61
Exons: 3
Coding region: 145-1185 (346 amino acids)
Biological process (GO): regulation of stomatal movement
Source: RefSeq, a predicted model, not a curated record